Messenger RNA from Ixodes scapularis (black-legged tick), 1941 nucleotides. It is a transcript of the gene kin17, whose product is annotated as DNA/RNA-binding protein KIN17. NCBI's taxonomy places the organism in Eukaryota, Metazoa, Arthropoda, Arachnida, Ixodida, Ixodidae. Gene Ontology annotation, cellular component: nucleus. Gene Ontology annotation, biological process: DNA damage response; DNA replication. The record is from RefSeq and is a predicted model, not a curated record. The transcript has 9 exons. Gene Ontology annotation, molecular function: double-stranded DNA binding. The coding region runs from base 330 to 1529 and encodes 399 amino acids.
GCUUAGCCAAUGCUAUUCAAUCCAGCCAAUUCUCCAUGGAUCUAGCGGGUUCUCUCUAUCGGCGGCGGAGCUAAGAACAGCUCUUUUUUUCCGAGUUUUCUUAUUUACGUAGCUUUCAAUUCGUCGUACCUCAGUGCUGCUCUGACCAAGCUGUAGAAACAGUUGAUCGUCGUCUCUAACGGUUAGCUGUGCCACCAACCACCCUGUGAAAGUGGUCCUAGCGUGAGUGCCCAACUUGGUCGCAUUCGCCCCAGCAUCGCAUCUGAGCCAAAAUUCGUCCUUUACCCGAUGAAUUUCAACUGAUCUUCAAUUAGAUUAAAGGCUCCAGUAUGCCCAAACACGACCCGUUCAGCCCGAAGGGCAUCGCAAACCGGAUCAAGUCUAAGGGACUCCAGAAACUACGCUGGUACUGCCAGAUGUGUCAGAAGCAAUGCAGAGAUGAGAAUGGCUUCAAGUGUCACACCAUGUCGGAGUCCCAUCAGCGUCAGCUGCUGCUGUUUGCCGAGUGCCCAGGGAGGUACCUUGGCAGCUUCUCAAAUGAGUUUGCUCAGACCUUCCUCGAGCUGCUGAAGAGAAGAUUCGGUACCAAGCGCGUGCAUGCUAACCAGGUGUACCAGGAGUACAUUGCGGACAAGCUUCACCUGCACAUGAACGCCACCAGGUGGCUGACGCUGACGUCGUUCGUCAAGUGGCUCGGCCGAGAGGGCCACUGCACCGUGGACGAGACCGAGAAGGGCUGGUUCAUCACGUACAUAGACCGUGACCCAGAGACAAUCAAGAAGCAGGAGGCCCUUGCCAAGAAGGAGAAGCUGGACCUGGACGAUCAGGACCGCUUGGCCCGGUUCAUCGACAAGCAGAUAGAGCGGGACCGGCAGCGCACAGCGGAGCCUCCCUCGACCGCCGACGCCAACUUGGCGGAGUUCAGGAGGGAAGACGAAGAGGAGAAGGUCGUGUUCAAGCUUGCACCGUCGUCUUCCAAGCAGCCAGAAGACUCAACAAAAAAGGAGGGGCAGCCCAGGUCGAAUCCGCUGGAGAUGACCGCCAAGGCUGACAAGCACAAGGCGGCGCCGAGCGAGUGCGAGGUGCGGCCAAAGAAACAGGCCAAGAAGUCGGCCCUGGACGAGAUCAUGCAGGAGCAGGAGACGAAACGGGAAAAGCUGAACCGCAAACCCUACUGGGUCACGGAGGGCAUUGUGGUCAAGGUGAUGGCUAAAAAGCUGGGGGACAAGUACUACAAGAAGAAGGGAGUGGUCCAGGAUGUUCAGGAGCGCUACGUCGGAGUGGUACGGAUGCUGGACUCCGGAGACGUCCUGAAGGUGGACCAGACCCACCUGGAGACGGUCAUCCCCAACCUGGGUCGCCGGGUGAAGGUGGUGAACGGUGCCUACCGGGGCGAGGAGGCCCUGCUCCUGGAGGUGGACCAGCGAGGGUUCUGCGCCAAGCUCAGGGUGGACGCGGGACCCAUCAGCGGACGCGUGCUGGAACGUGUUGCCUACGAAGACUUCUCGAAGCUCCACGUGCCCUCGUGACAGGAACAACCGCUGUCCGGUGCUGGUGCGGCACAUUUGACCGCCUCUAGACGCUCGGAAUAGGGGAAGAGACAAGUGAUGCUGUCGGUGGAAGUUUCGGUUCACCGACGCUGGUUCAUUUGGUUUGAGAGCUUGGACUCUGCUGUAAAAGCAAAUGAAUGGAUCUGCAGGGGGUAUUCACUGGCGGCCAUAGCUGAGUUCCGAUGGCGAGCGUUCACAAAGCUUUUGCAAUGUGCAUUGCGCACCAUUGAGAUUGCCGAUCUUGGGAACUAAGAGUGUGAGCUUGUUAUGAGCAUGUUUAGUGAACAGUGCACUCAGAUAUGCCAUCCAGUGAAUACCUUCUAUGGACGGUUCACCAGAUUGCCUGGAAAUUGGCCAUAAUAUGUAAAUAUAUAUCAUUGUGAUAAGGCAU